GUAUGGGGUCUUGAGCUGUCGACCUUUCUGUCCAGUUCCAAUGCGCCAUGAUCAUAUUGUUCGGCUUGCUGGCCAGUGCAUCUGCACAAGGGCACAUUUGGUCAGCCAAAUUAUGCCCAGAGCUAUACGAUGCCAACGGUAUCUGGAAGGGCUCGUUGAUGGUUGGAGGGAAUUACACCCUCUACUGUGCACCAGGCUUUGAAGUUUCUGGUCAGCCAGGUGGUAGCAGUAGGUCAAUGACCUGCCCUGACAGCCUCAUGUGGCCAUCAGAACUGUACUGCAAGAAUAUUGAUGACUGCGCCAAGCUUAAGCAUGGCUGUGGAGCUUUAGGUCUUUGUUUAGACCUCAUCGAAAGCUACGAUUGCAAUUGUGAAAAUGGUUUCUUCCAACGCCAUAUGCUGGAUGGUGAGAUCGUUUGUGGGCCCGAGGGCAUUGAUGAGCAGAUCUGCCGCGGCUACACAUGCGGAGCAUAUGGGGUUUGCAUCGACCUUGUGGGCAAUGGCACAGGCUACGAGUCUGUGAAGGCUCGCUCUUUGGAUGAGGGAACCUUCCGCUGCGAGUGCCGAGAUGGCUUCUUUGACAACGGCACCAGCUGUGAACACCAGGACUGUGGUGCUAAAACCGAUGCUCUGGGCGAAUGGCAAGGGAACACAAAGUUUGGUGGAGAGUACACCUUGCGCUGUCCCCUUGGUUCGUUUGUUUCGAGCGGGGCACUGCGAGAGAUCACCAUCUCGUGUCCCGCAAAUGGGCAAUGGCUGGAAACCAAUUUGCUCUGCGUGAGUCCCUCAGAUGAGGAGACCAAAAGUCGAAUGGCCACCAUGGAGAUUUGGUUUGACAUGUCAGCAGUGCUGCUUUGUGUCCUUUCAGCCGCUUUGGCUGCUGGGCUGACGCUGGGUUUGGCAACGUUGGAGCCUUUUGGCCUACAGGUAAUCCUGGCAGCGCGGCCAGAGGACUGUGUGACACAAGAGGAGAGAAGCAAGUUAAAGCUAGAACAGCAGUGCGCAUCUCGAAUUUUGCCACUAGUCAAGGACCACCAUUUGCUCCUCGUGACCCUCCUCCUCUUCAACACAGUGGCGAAUGAGGCGUUGCCGGUUUUCCUGGAUGAAUUGGUGCCUUCGUGGGUAGCCUUGCUGCUUUCGGUGUCCGUGGUGCUGGUAUGUGGAGAGAUUCUGCCAUCGGCUGUCUUCACCGGCCCCAACCAGUUCACUAUUGCCUCUGCCUUGGUUCCUUUGGUGUCAUUUCUUGAACUGGUCUUCUACUGUGUAGCGCGGCCUAUAGCCAACGUCCUCGACCAAAUCUUCAAGGACGAAGUGCAUGAAGAUGGCCAGAAGUACAGCCGUGCUGAGCUACGCGCUCUUUUGGCGCUGCACGCACCAGAGGAAAGGAAGCAAGAGUCAGAGGAGACACCUGCCACAAUCCCAGCUCCGCCAAAUUCCUACAGCUGUGACCUUUUGCCAAAGGAACCCACGGAGAUGUCGGAAGAACACUCCAAGGACCCGAACAGCAGCAGCGUGAUCACCACAGCUGAGCUGCGCAUGAUGGACAGUGUUUUCGGCUUACAAAAGCAAACGCUUGGCAAGUCACGAUGCUUCACAGUGUUGAAGUUCUGCAGGAUUGUCAACGGCCAGGAGACCUGCCUUGACGUCGCAGGGCGGUGUGCCCUGGGCGGCGUCGACCGGUGUGUACUGGUUUUGCACACGGGGUCGAUGGCCCACGUGCGGCAUGUAGAGGAGGACAGUGACACGGAUGUGUCACCGAUGUCUCCAAAGCUGCAUUUGAGAAUUUCAGCUGUGGCUGGCUGCUUGCAGCUUCAGGAGCCUGACAAUUCUUGGGGAUGAUUUCAUUAUCGAGUGAUGCGUGAAUCUGUAAGGUUCUUCAGCCUGGGACAACUGGCCAUGAUUAGUUUAGAAUGCCUAGUGAGCCUAGUGCAUCAUCGACCUUUGUUUGUGCUAGGUCGCGAAAGCCUACUCUGACACUGAGGUAUUGAAUGGCAAAACCAACAAGUGACCAUGAAUACUUGUACAAUCAUUAUGCGCAUCAUGACCGUUUUUUUUCAAAUAGCAUCGUCAUGGUUCAAAUAAGGUAAGAUAUGCCUUAGAUCCAGACUCGUUGCCUGCUGAGGAGUUAUUGAAAGGUGGACAGCAAAAGCUGAUCGAGCUGUGUUCUGAUCCAGUGUCGUUGGAGGAGGAUG
Molecule: messenger RNA, 2191 nt
Organism: Durusdinium trenchii
Lineage: Eukaryota; Dinophyceae; Suessiales; Symbiodiniaceae
Source: the annotation of a GenBank genome assembly